This is a messenger RNA of Toxotes jaculatrix (banded archerfish), 2140 nucleotides long. Its product is annotated as dehydrogenase/reductase SDR family member 13-like. The transcript has 5 exons. NCBI's taxonomy places the organism in Eukaryota, Metazoa, Chordata, Actinopteri, Toxotidae. The record is from RefSeq and is a predicted model, not a curated record. Bases 13 to 972 code for a protein of 319 amino acids.
UCCAGUGCAGUCAUGUCGGUGUGGUUGUGCCUCGCAGCGGGAGCAGUUUGCUUUUACGUGAUAGUGUACUACGGUGUGUUCAGAGGAGCGGGAUGGUCAAGUCCAGUGAAGCUGAGGGGGAAGACGGCCAUUGUUACGGGAGCCAACACUGGCAUCGGCAAGGCCACGGCUCUGGAGCUGGCAAAGAGAGGAGCCAGAGUGAUCCUGGCCUGUCGCAACAAGGAGAAAGCUGAGGCUGCUGCUUUUGACAUCCGCAGAGACAGUGGGAACAGUCAGGUGGUGUUUAUGCAGCUGGAUCUGGCGAGUCUGAAGUCUGUCCGCAGUUUUGCUGAAACCUUCCUGAAGACUGAACCCAGACUGGACAUCCUCAUCAACAACGCAGGUGUAAUGGGUUCAGGACGUACUGAGGAAGGCUUCGGCGUAGCGUUUGGAGUGAACCACCUGGGUCACUUCCUGCUCACCGACCUUCUCCUGGAGCGUCUGCAGCAGUGUGGUCCCAGCCGUGUGGUCACCGUGGCCGCGCUUCUGCACCGCUUUGGAAACAUCGACUUCCCUCUGCUAACUUCAGAGAAAGAUUUAGUGUCGGGUCAGUCUACCUGGCACAACUUUCAGGCCUAUUGCAACAGCAAGCUGUGUAAUGUGCUCUUCACCAGGGAGCUGGCCAACAGGCUGGAGGGCACCAGUGUCACCUGCUACAGUCUGCACCCAGGAGUGAUCUACACAGAGCUGUGUCGCAGCAUGAACCUGUGGCAGCAGCUCCUCAUGAUGCCCUUUGCCAAGCUCUUCUUCAUGGACCCAGAGAUGGGGUCUCAGACCACCCUGUACUGCUCCCUGCAGGAGGGCAUUGAGCAUCUCAGCGGACGCUACUUCUCUAACUGCACGCUGCAGCAAGUGGGAGCCAAGGGACGAGAUGACGCCCUGGCAAAGAAGCUGUGGGAAGUGAGUGAGAGGUUAACCAGUGUGUCAUCAUAGACUGAAACUUUUUUCAGAGGCUCCAAAGACUGUGUCUCUCUGUGCUUUAUAGACCUCAGCAGGCCUCCAGUGUGAGUGUCCUAUUGUAGGUCUCUUUUUCCUUUAAGGGCUGGUUUCUCAUGGUUCUAUACAUGUAUAUUAUUGUGGAUCUUUAGAGUAAGAUCUCUUAUGUACAUAACCUUACACUUGUGCCUCCUGUUUAUCAAAUGUCUGCCUAUAGAUCCAGCUUUCAAAAACUAUCUGGACUGGUUUGUCCACUAAGGUAAAUAUGUUAUGCUCACAACAAGCUCAUAAGUUUAUGGGCCUGUUGUGUUGCAUGUUGUGUGUUUAUUACUUUCAGAAAAUAAAAUUAAAGAAAUAAUGUAAUUUUUUUUUGUCACUUAGAAGAAUAAGUGCUGUUACUUUUACCACUGUUGGUUCUUAGAAGGAUGCAAAAGAUGGAAUAGUGAAAGUUUUACUUUUAAAGUUUUAUAUAAUUUUCUUAAAUCCUUUCAGUUUUUUCUUUCUUUUAUGUCCUGUGCAGGGUUGAGGAGGUGGGUGGUGGGCAGUGUGCUCUGUUUAUUAUGCUUUCAUUCCCCAACAAAAUUAACACUAAAAGACAAAAAACUUACAGUAUGGACACUGAUAAAAGGAGGGUAAUUUCGGCCUGGUAAUGGAGUCAGAUGCCUUACGUAUGUAACACAAGAAAAGAAAACACUCCAGAUGCCAAGUACACAAAUAAAAGGGCAAGAGGGCACAUUGGUUAGAAAGUAAACAUUUCCAGCAUUUGAGACAUGUGGUCCUUUUAACGUACAUUUUUCAAUUCCUAUUACACUAUUUGAAAAAGCAAACGACCAACAAGUAUGGCAUAAAAUUGCUGCUGAGAGUGUCAAUACCUUUAUUUGUUGUUGCUAUGGGUUUGUCUACACUCUGGUUAUAAAAGACAUGAAAUGGAAAAAGCAUAUAAUCCAGUAAACUAAUGUGUAAUAUGUUGAGACAUAUAAUUUUGUAGUAACUAACAAUUUAUAUGAAAUUAACAGAUUUCAUACAGUGCUUCUCAGUCAAAUUAUGUAUACAUUUUCAGCACAUUAACUUUAAGGCUAUAAAGAAGCAGAGACAAAUGGUUAUGGCAUUUUAACGGAAGAGUCUGGAAAUAUUUUUUUUUAAAAGUACAUUGUUUAUAGUAUUU